UAUUGUUCUUGGUUGUUUCUUAGGUUAAUCUUUGAGACAGGUUGAUCUCCCUCCCUACUAUGGAACUUGUUUCUUCUUUAAUAAAAUUUUUAUCAAACCAAAAAACUAAAGAAGUUUUACUUUUGGGUGGUUGAGAUAUCUGUUAUUGAAGAUUUUGUGUCGUUUGUUUCUUUCUUCCUUACAUAGUAACUCUGUCUCUCUCUAAUGCUUUAGGAAAGAUGAAGAGCCAAGGCAGUUAUGCACCACCGACUUAUAUUCCCUUGGGCCAAUCAGAUUCUGGAUCAGCUCUUGUUUUAGGCAAUGAAGACCCUCCGAAGCAGAAAAACAGUGUCGAUGGGCCGAUACAAUGGUCUUCUGGAAUUUGCGCAUGUUGUGAUGAUACGCAGAGCUGUACGCUACUUUCUGCCUUCUGACCUUGAUUUAUCACAAGGUUGUAUAGGUUUAUUUUGCCCAUGCUAUCUGUUUGGAAAGAAUGCAGAGUUUUUGGGCUCUGGAACAUUAAUGGGCUCCUGUACGACUCAUUUUAUUCUGUGGGCACUUGUUAAUAGCGUCUGCUGCUUAUUAACUGAUGGUGUUCUUUUGGGUAUACCGGGAUGCUUUGUUGCAUGUUAUGCUUGUGGCUACCGCAGGGCCCUAAGAGCAAAAUAUAACCUCCAGGAAGCACCAUGUGAAGAUUUCAUUACUCAUUUUUUCUGCCAUCUCUGUGCAAUUUGCCAAGAGUACAGGGAGAUCCGUGAAAAAUCUGCUGAAUCUGGCCCUGGUGAUCUAAAUGUAGCCAUAGUUACAGCCCCAGCAGUCCAGACAAUGGAACCUGCGGUUGACAAGUAAUGUCUCAGUUUUAGUACCUCUUCCAGGUGCAGGAUCAGCCUCUGCUUUCAGUAAUGAUCUUCACGCCCUUUUAUGGAUAUUGUUAGUGAGCCCGAAAAACUCUUAAUACUAGUUAUCUUUUGAACUUUGGUGUGUAUGAGGGUAGCUCUUAGCAGCAUCAGUCUAGUGUUUUCUUUGCUGGUUGUGCUUAAACCUGCAGCCUUGCAACAGCUCCAUAUGAAGUAGAGGAUUAGCUUUAUCAUACGACAGAAAUAAAAAUUAAAAAAAGGAAAAAAAGGAGAAGUAGCGUCAACAAGAAAAGCGAAUUAAGGUAAAACAUCAUCAAUGUAUUACUGAGAUAUCUCUAACUGUAUGAGAUCAUAUAUAAAGUUGUAACUUGUAAGUAUAACCUUAGUCUAUCUGAAUAGCCUAGUCCUAAUCAAACGGGGUUAUCCAUGUAUAAUCUGAUGUGUUAUUAAAUCUAGUUCUUGUUGUUCAAC
Molecule: messenger RNA, 1307 nt
Organism: Fragaria vesca subsp. vesca
Lineage: Eukaryota; Viridiplantae; Streptophyta; Magnoliopsida; Rosales; Rosaceae
Product: protein PLANT CADMIUM RESISTANCE 10-like
Exons: 3
Coding region: 301-828 (175 amino acids)
Source: RefSeq, a predicted model, not a curated record